Messenger RNA from Paraglomus brasilianum, 1579 nucleotides. The record is from the annotation of a GenBank genome assembly. Lineage: Eukaryota; Fungi; Glomeromycota; Glomeromycetes; Paraglomerales; Paraglomeraceae.
CAAUACCCUCACCUUCCAAUAUGGAUCAUGUGUAAUCCAUGUCAAAGCAGCUUCACAAAAUGCAUUCGUUAGCUCUGAGUGUUCGCCUGUAUUUACUUCUCGACAGCAAUUAACACAAACGUCAAAUACCGAAGCCUUAUUUGCCGUCUGUACCACUGAGUCAUUACAAAAAGAAGAUAUAAAGUCAAGUUCCGAAGAAAAAGCCAUAUAUACUGAAUUUGCUGAUGUAUUCCCGAACGAAUUACCAGACAAGUUGCCACCCAGUCGAAGCAUCGAUCAUGCUAUUGAAUUAACCCCUGGAGUAGAACCGCCAUCUAAACCCACGUAUAAACUCUCUUAUGUCGAGAUGAAUGAGUUAAAGAAACAACUCACUGACCUCCUGACUAAAGGAUUUAUCAGACCGAGUAUGUUGCCCUUUGGCACACCUGUGUUAUUUGUACACAAGAAAAACGGAACAUUACAUCCUUGUGCAGACCAUAGAGCAUUGAACAAAGUAACUAUUAAGAAUCAAUACCCCUUACCACGCAAUGAGGAACUUGUGGAUCACUUAGUUGGAAGUAAAUACUUCAGUAAGAUCGACUCAUACUCUGGCUAUCAACAAAUCCGAAUAAAACAAGAAGACAUUCCAAAAACUGCUUUUCGUACAAGAUACGGUCACUAUGAGCUUCUUGUUUUACCUUGCGGUCUCACUAAUGCUCCCGCAAUCUUCAUGACACUUAUGAACAUUCGAAAGCAUCAACUAUAUAUGCUAUGCGAAUUAUUUUGUAAGAAGGUAGAAUAUAUUGAACAAUCCAUAUCUGAAGAAAGUAUUACAAUCAACCCAAGAAAAGUUAAUGUGAUCAGAAAUUGGUCUACACCUACCAAUACAUCUGGAAUAAGAUCAUUUCUGGAGCUUGCCAGUUAUUAUCGAAAAUUCAUAUCAGGUUUUUCAGCGAUUGCACCACCAUUAACUGCACUCCUUCAUAAAGGCCAACCAUUUGGCUGGACAUCUAUUAUACACAAAGCAUUCGACACACUGAAAAGAAAAUUAUCCACUACUCCUGUACUAUUAAUACCUGAUCCAACAAAACCUUUCACUCUCGCUACAGAUGCCUUCGAUUUUGCUAUUGGAGCAGUGUUAACUCAAGAUCAUGAAAAAGGUAAACAAUCUGUCACUUAUGAGUCAAGAAAGUUAUCAGCAGCUGAACAGAAUUACACCACCCAUGAAAAAGGAUUAUUAGCUAUUCUUCAUGUUAUAAGAUUAUGGUGCACGUAUCUAGAAGGACAACAGUUUACUGUCAUAACGGAUCAUGCCUCUCUCACAUAUAUCAAGACACAAUCUAACCUCUCAAAUACUCAUACUAAGCAUUUUGAAAUACAAGAAAACGGCUAUACCUCAAAGGUACGCAACGAAUGGCGGCACCAUCAAAUAAGUAAAUUCAAAUGCACAUAUUACAUGAACAUCAUGAUACAAAUAUCUCGGGACAUUUGGGAAUUGAUAAAAACCGCAGAAGCCAUUAUGCGUAAUUUCUACUGGCCAAAAAUGGAAAUGACACUCGAAAAUAUGUGCAGACAUGUGACACCUGUCAACGGAAUAUGA